Molecule: messenger RNA, 857 nt
Organism: Cydia amplana
Lineage: Eukaryota; Metazoa; Arthropoda; Insecta; Lepidoptera; Tortricidae
Exons: 4
Coding region: 262-813 (183 amino acids)
Source: RefSeq, a predicted model, not a curated record
CAGUCAAAUCACUUCACUUCUGUCAAAUUUACGAACGCGUUAUGCGCGUCGGUCCGCGCUCGAUUAAUUAAUUAUCUUAUAAGCAUAAAAGAAAAUACAAACCAGCGUCUUGUUUUCACUUUUAUUUGUAUUUUAUUUUCAUGUGUACGUUUGAAGCUGCUGCGGCGAAUUCCGAAUUUGGUGUUAAAACAGCGUGAGGUGAUUCUGCAGUGUGAUCGGGGAUUGUUUUCAUUGUGAAGAGUUGAAGUCUUAUUGGAUACCAUGCCGACGAGUGCGGUGUACCAGCCGACGACGGUGACGUACGAGCAGCAGCCGAACGACCAGCGUUGGAACUGCCCCAUCAGUUACUUCUCGCGGCGGGUGACAAGUAGCCUGAACAGGGCAGUUUGUGUGCGCCUUGGACUGUGUUUGCUGGGGAGCACGCUUUUCAUUAUUGGACUGGCGCUGGUGAUAGCGGGCGGCGUGCAGUACUCCAACACGCCGGCGUCGGCGACGCCGGACGUCGACAGCGGCGUCGGUACCCUCAUCGCGGGCGGCGUUAUCCUGUGCCUCGGCCUACUCUUUGCCGGUGUCGGUGGCUGGGCCUGGUCAGCAAGAUGGGGCGGCGGCAAGGAGAUGCCAUCAAGCGGUGCAGCCGGACUGACCGCUCUGAACCCGUCCACGGACCCGCUAGUCGCCGAGCAGUACGCGCCCGUGCGCGACGCGCCGCCUGCGCCCGACGACGAAAUGCGCAACCUCAUGGACAACAAGGACUGCUUGAGCAGCGCGGAGGAGAGCGAUAAAAUGUUGGACGGACGCCCCUCUAUCGCGUAAAGCCACGGCAAUCCGCCCCGCCUAAGCUACCCUGCGAACUCUUA